Struthio camelus australis is the source of this 2037-nucleotide messenger RNA. Its product is annotated as mitochondrial ubiquitin ligase activator of nfkb 1-A. Gene Ontology annotation, biological process: protein ubiquitination; organelle organization. The record is from RefSeq and is a predicted model, not a curated record. Lineage: Eukaryota; Metazoa; Chordata; Aves; Struthioniformes; Struthionidae. Gene Ontology annotation, molecular function: ubiquitin-protein transferase activity.
UGGUGUGGGCCCGGGCCGGGGGCUGGGCGCUGGAGUUAAACCGAUCUGACCCUGACCGGGGUCCUGGGCCGGUUUGACUCCAGGCCGGCAGCACCCGGGGACACGGGGCACGGGGAUAUCCCUGCCCCGGGCCGACUCAGCCCCGUGCCCUUGCCAACACACUCGCCUUGCAGACGUACUGCCCGCGCCGGGCACCAUGGACACGCUGCCCAUCACGCCCGGGGAGCUGCUCUGCCUGGGCUCCAGCAUCGCCUUCUCCGGCCUCUUUUAUUACCUGUACAGGAAGAAAGCCAGAGUCGUGACGCGCAUCCAGGAGGCCCCAAAGCUCCAGGUUGAUGACGAUUUGCCAGCGCUGGUGUCUGCAGCUGAUGGGAGGUGCCUGUCUUACGUUGCCCUGGAAGGCAUAGUGCUGCCAGCCAAGGCUGCACUGUCCAGCCAUUAUCAUGAGGAGAUGCAGGGUGUGAUCCAGAAACUGCUUCUAAAAGAGCAUCGCCUGAUCUGGAACAGCUUGGCUCGGAGCUGGAGCGAGAGCGAGCGGGUGCUCUCAGAGCAGGUCUACACCGUCCCCUUCUUGCUGGCUUCACCAGAUGCUGAGGCGGUGACACAGGUGAGCGUGGAGAGCCCGCUCCGAGCCAUCCACCUGCCCCUGGAGACGGUGUACGAGCGGUUCCAGCAGCCGGCCCACGGUUUCCGCGACCUGCUGGGCCACUACCUGAGUGGGGAGAAACCCAAGGGCAUCCUAGAGACGGAGGAGAUGCUGCGGGUGGGAGCCGGGCUGACAGGCAUUGGGGAGCUGGCCCUGCACCCCGACGGGGGUCUUGGAAGGGGGCCAGCCGUGCUGUGUGCCGUGGCGGGCUUGGCGGUCCUCCUGCAUGCCCUGUGCCGUGCCUACCGCCAAAUCCGCCUCAAGCAGAAGCGUGAAGAAAAGGAGCCAGACAGCGAGGAGGCCGGAGAUGAUGGGCUCGAGGACUCCUGUGUGGUCUGCCUGACGCGGCCCCGCGAGUGCGUUCUUCUGGGCUGCGGCCAUAUCUGCUGCUGCUUCCGCUGCUUCCAGGCCUUGCCCACCCGCCUCUGCCCCAUCUGCCGGGGGCCCAUUGACCGUGUGGUGCCCCUGUACCAGGCCUGAGAGCGCCUGAGGGGUCACAGGCAGGGGCAGCAUGAACCAAGCCAAGCCUUGAGCCUGUAGAAAUGUCAGCUGUCAACUUGCAUGCAGCUGUGCAAUUCCUGUUGGAGAGGGGAGCAGUCCUGAUGUGCCUCCCAUCUGAUUUUGGGAGGGGCCAAGGGCAUUCUUUAUAAAGCCAAGGGAGGCUUAUAGACCUUCACCCUCCUCUUUGCACUGUCUGCCAGAGGAAGGCCCCUUAAUACGAACACCUGGGAGGAAGCGUACUCUCUGGUGCCUGACAUAAGGAGGUAGCUCCCCUGCACCACACAGGGCCUUUACUUUGGCAGGUUGCUGUUUGAGCUUUGUUUUUGCAGCAUUGACCCGAGGCAGGGACCCCUCCUCCCAGGAGGCACGUGGAUUUUGUUUCUUGUUUUGCUUUUCCAGCGUGUGGCUUUGUCCCCAGGAAGCAUGACUGGGGUGAGGGGAAGAUACUAGGGCUGGAUGGACACAUCUAGGGAAGGCGGGGGGACACAGACCUGGCCGUGGUUCCAGUGUUUUUCUACCCUUAAUUGGUGUGGCUAUGGCCACUAUACAGACUGUGUGGGGCAUUCGGAGGGAUGAAGGUCCCAGUUUCAGGGAAGAGCUGAAUUUUGCCUUUGCCAGCCGCUGCUCUGUCCCCCAGUACUCUGGGAGUGGGGGGAUGUGAGGCUGCUGUGGGGCUGCAGUGUCUCUCCAUCCCUCACUGUAGAGUCCCCAGUCUCUUGGAGCUGGAGGACAGAUGUAGGGCAGCACCGGAGCCUGCCCGGGCCUCCAGCCCUCGCGGCGCCCCUGUGUAUGCCAGCCGCAGAGCUCAGCUUUCUUGUCCCCUUCCUGGGCAGGAGUCCGUGCAAGAGCAACUUGCUGUUGUUUGUUGAUUGAUAAAGCCAGGGAGCGGA